AAACAUUUAGCGCGAACUUGGAGACAGACUGAAAUAGACCAAAACUGCGCUUCUUCAUCUUCCGUGGAUGGAACACCAGCUUCGUGGGCUCUUUAAACACAUCAUACCUGUUAAGCGAGCAGCUCACAGAAACGAGUAGGGCAGGAAGCGGAGGGGGCACGAUCCAGCCACGGGCUCCAGCGAACCCAGCUGCGUAUGUGUUAUUGGCUAGAGUUAACAACACAGGCCGGGGCGAGUCUUCGUCAAGGGGCUCAGACAGGAUGAGAAAGAGUCGUGCUCCCAGUCAAGUUGCCAAACGGAAGCAAACCGGGGAUUCAUGUGACGACGUGGACCGGACACGUAGAAUCGAGAAACGGAGGAGGAGUGAGGGAGAGACGAGGAGUCACGCGUGUCCGUUCAGGAAACCUCUGACGCAGCUGAACAGACCUGCGUGUGUGGACGGUGACAUACAUGAGGUAUUUAUUCGAAGCAUCCUCUCCAAACCAUUUAAAAUUCCCAUUCCAAAUUACACUGGCACACUAGGAAUCAGGGCGCUGGGGCUAAAGAGAGCGGGAGUAAGGAGAGCUCUUCAUGAUCCGUUUGCAGACGAUGCUCUGGUUCUUUAUGAGCCUCAAUCUCUGAGCGCACAUGACUUGAUUAAAGCUGACAAAGAAAAACUUCCAGUCCAUGUGGUUGUUGAUCCAGUGUUAGGGAAAGUGCUGAGACCGCACCAGAGAGAGGGGGUAAAGUUCCUGUGGGAGUGUGUUACGGGCCGACGCAUACCAGGAUCAUACGGUUGCAUCAUGGCUGACGAAAUGGGCUUGGGCAAAACUUUGCAGUGUAUUACUCUAAUGUGGACCUUGCUUCGCCAAAGCCCUGAUGUGAAGCCAGAAAUAGACAAGGCCAUUGUGGUUUCACCUUCCAGCCUGGUUCGCAACUGGUACAAUGAAGUAGGAAAGUGGCUGGGAGGGCGAGUCACAGCAGUGGCUAUUGAUGGGGGUUCCAAAGACAACAUCAACAGACAGCUAGUCAACUUCACUUCUCAGCAUGGUGUGAGGGUUCCGGCACCAAUCCUUAUCAUUUCCUACGAGACGUUUCGUCUGCAUUCAGAGGUGUUGCACAAGUGCAAAAUUGGACUUGUCAUCUGUGAUGAGGGCCAUCGGCUGAAGAAUUCUGACAACCAGACGUACCAGGCCUUAAAUUCAAUGCGCGCCCAGAGAAGAGUGCUAAUUUCGGGCACUCCUAUCCAAAAUGACCUACUGGAGUACUUCAGCUUGGUCCAUUUUGUUAAUGCUGGAAUCCUUGGUACAGCACAGGAGUUUAAAAAGCGAUUUGAGCUUCCCAUCCUCAAGGGUCGCGAUGCAGAUGCAAGUGAUAAAGACAGGCAGGCCGGAGAGGAGAAACUCAAGGAGCUUAUCAUCAUUGUCAACAGGUGUUUGAUAAGGAGAACAUCAGACAUCUUGUCUAAGUACCUCCCUGUAAAAAUUGAGCAGGUUGUAUGUUGCAGACUAACUGCUCUGCAGAGAGAGCUCUAUAGGUGCUUUCUGAGCCAGGCCAAACCCAUUGAGGAGCUCCACAAAGGCAAAAUAAGUGUAUCCUCUCUGUCCUCCAUCAUGUCACUUAAGAAGCUCUGCAAUCACCCAGCUCUCAUCUAUGACAAGUGUGUGGUGGGUGAGGAGGGCUUUGAGGGAGCGCUUAAUUUCUUUCCACUUGGCUACUCUACUAAAGCUGUUGAGCCGCAGCUCUCAGGAAAAAUGCUCGUUCUUGAUUUUAUCCUGGCAAUAACCAAGACUACAAGUAGCGACAAGGUGGUGCUAGUCUCCAACUAUACGCAGACACUGGACCUUUUUGAAAAGCUUUGCACAUCUAGAAGAUACCUCUAUGUUCGUCUGGAUGGCACAAUGUCCAUUAAGAAGAGGGCAAAAAUCGUGGAGACAUUUAACAACCCCUCUAACCCAGAGUUCAUCUUCAUGCUGAGCAGCAAGGCUGGGGGAUGUGGCCUCAAUCUGAUUGGAGCGAAUCGCCUGGUGAUGUUUGAUCCUGACUGGAAUCCAGCCAAUGACGAACAGGCUAUGGCAAGGGUGUGGAGAGAUGGCCAGAAGAAGACCUGCUACAUUUACAGGCUGCUCUCUACAGGGACCAUAGAGGAGAAGAUCUUGCAGAGGCAGGCUCAUAAAAAAGCCCUGAGCAGCUGUGUUGUGGAUGAGGAGCAGGAUGUGGAGCGUCAUUUCUCACUGGGGGAACUCCGAGAGCUCUUCACUCUAAAUGAGGACACCACUAGUGAUACACAUGACAAGUUUCGCUGUCGCCGGUGCGUGAACAACAGAGAGGUUUGGCCUCCACCGGACGACGCAGACUGUACGAGUGAUCUUUCUCAGUGGAACCACUGCUUUGACAAGAAGGGCCUCAGAGACCAAGUGUUGAAAGCCUCCUGGGAUGCUGCUGUCUCCUUUGUGUUCCACCAGUGCUCCCAUAAGGAUCAGAGGGGUGUUUUAUAGAAGACAGUACUGUACAUAUUGGUAUUUAUUUUGUGUUAGAGAGAAUUGCUGUUGCAGUUGCUUUUGCUGUUGAGAAGUGCAGUUGCUUGAAUAAAAAUUUAAAACGUA
This is a messenger RNA of Betta splendens (Siamese fighting fish), 2585 nucleotides long. RefSeq names its product RAD54 like (gene rad54l). The transcript is spliced from 18 exons. Gene Ontology annotation, molecular function: ATP binding; ATP-dependent chromatin remodeler activity; DNA translocase activity. Bases 261 to 2477 code for a protein of 738 amino acids. Gene Ontology annotation, cellular component: nucleus. NCBI's taxonomy places the organism in Eukaryota, Metazoa, Chordata, Actinopteri, Anabantiformes, Osphronemidae. The record is from RefSeq and is a predicted model, not a curated record. Gene Ontology annotation, biological process: double-strand break repair via synthesis-dependent strand annealing; reciprocal meiotic recombination.